GCCUUAACAAACACACAUAGCUCCGCUGGUAGAGAGAAUAAGCAAUAAAAGUAUUCAGUCAUUCUGAGAAAUGGAGAGCUUGAGAUUCCCAGUCAUCAACUUGGAGAAACUAAAUGGUGAGGAGAGAGCAUCCACCAUGGAAAAGAUUAAAGAUGCUUGUGAGAACUGGGGCUUCUUUGAGCUGGUUAACCAUGGGAUAUCCACUGAGGAGCUGGACAAUUUGGAGCGGAAGACAAAAGAGCUCUACAGAAAAUGUAUGGAACAAAAAUUCAAGGAAUUGGUUGCAAGCAAGGCUUUGGAAGGCGUUCAAACUGAGAUCAAGGAUAAGGACUGGGAGAGCACCUUCUUUGUGAGCCAUCUUCCUGAGUCAAACAUAAAUGAACUCUCAGAUCUCGAUGAUGAAUACAGGAGGGUGUUGAAGGAAUUUGCAUCAAAAUUGGAGAAACUAGCAGAGGAGCUGCUGGACUUGUUAUGUGAGAACCUUGGACUAGAGAAAGGGUACCUCAAGAAGACCUUCUAUGGCUCAAAGGGACCAACUUUUGGCACCAAGGUUAGCAACUACCCACCAUGUCCCAAACCUGAUUUGAUCAAGGGACUCCGUGCCCACACCGACGCCGGCGGCAUCAUCUUACUCUUCCAGGAUGAUAAGGUCAGCGGCCUCCAGCUUCUCAAAGAUGGCCAGUGGAUUGAUGUGCCCCCAAUGCAACACUCUAUUGUGGUUAACCUUGGUGACCAACUUGAGGUCAUCACCAAUGGAAAAUACAAGAGUGUGGAGCACCGAGUGGUUACUCAAACACAGGGUGCCGGCCGAAUGUCAAUAGCUUCAUUCUACAACCCUGGCAGUGAUGCAUUUAUCUGUCCAGCUCCAGCAUUGUUGGAAAAAGAAGCAGAGGAGAAGAAACAAGUGUAUCCGAAAUUUGUUUUCGAAGACUACAUGAAGCUAUAUGCCGGCUUGAAGUUCCAGGCCAAAGAACCAAGGUUUGAAGCCAUGAAAGCUGUUGAAACCACUGUUACUGCUUAAUCUUUGUGUGUUGGAGUGGUGUGAAGUUUGGUUAUGAAUGGAAGUCAUAGCUUACUACAGUAUCAUAAAUUUUAUUGUUAUUAUUGAUUUGUGCACAACAACAUAUGUGCCUAUUCUGUAAGAGUCAUACCUUUGGUGCUUGACACUGUCUGGUCCAUUGAAGACAAAAUAAUAAUAUUCUUAAUCCAAAUCCCAAAUGAAAAUUUGUUUCAA
Molecule: messenger RNA, 1234 nt
Organism: Mangifera indica (mango)
Lineage: Eukaryota; Viridiplantae; Streptophyta; Magnoliopsida; Sapindales; Anacardiaceae
Product: 1-aminocyclopropane-1-carboxylate oxidase-like
Exons: 4
Coding region: 71-1021 (316 amino acids)
Source: RefSeq, a predicted model, not a curated record